AUGGCGCGCGAGUACAAUACGCGACACGAAACAACGCACACGUCGAUAGGCGACUCCUCGCUGUCGGACUUUGACCCGGAGCAUGAAGCCCUUGUUUCGACUAGGCAGCUUGAUAACAGCGAUAAAGUCUCUGACCAACAAGGCAGUGUACAAGGAAGUUCAAGGAAGAAUCGCACCUCCCCGCGUCAAGAGCCAGACUACGCUAUCAAUACGUCCGCCAUCGAGCGAGCGUUUCCAGAAUUUUCCGAUGUCGAGAGUGAAGAAGAGGAAGAAGAAGAUGAUGACAUUUCAAUUGAGGUGGGACGAGGGUCUAAGAAACCUGAAAAUCGACUGGACGAUUCUCGCAACUCAAUGAUGAGCAUUGAGAACAGUGUGCGCUCGUCUUCACCGGCCGUUAGAGUCGACUAUCCUCCUUCUUCGCACACGCCCCCGAAGUCUGCACUGCGCAGCUCCUCAAAGCGAGUGAAUAGUUCCGACAAUCUCCGCAAGGAUGCUCAGAUCAGGCGCGCGAGUCAGGCACAGAAGGAGAACGUCGACCCGCAGCCAAGCAAAUCAAAGAAUUCAACCGUUUCUGGGACUCGCAGUACUGAGCAGCGGCGUACUCUGUCGGAGAUGCAUGCAAAGGUUCGCGAGACAUAUGAGGGCUCAUACAUCAGUGAUGAGAGACCCCAAAACAUCUCGGUAAACGCACGAACAACCCGCUUCGGAUACAGAGACGUCUCGGCUCAGGUCGCGGCGGCCGUGGACCAAGCUUCUCGCGAAGCCCUCUUAAAGGAAGGUCGUCGCGGGAAGCUUGCUGCGAACUCGCGGAAUGUCCCUGCCAACGGGACAUACACGACAAAUACAUUUCCUGAUACUACCGCCCACCACUCGUUUCUUCUCCCUGACCUGCCAAACCUUUCGGAACUCGUCUCCGGAGUCUAUGAGGAUGGCACACCCGUUUUCCCCCGCCAGAGCAAAUCGCGGACUACGCGUUUUGUCUCCCCAUCGGGUGGAGCUGCAGAUCUCUCCCAGACUCAGGAUCAUCUGCCGGUUGACUCGGUACCCAUUCCAGAAGACGAGAAGGCCCUGUUCGUUUCUUUGAAACUCCUUCAGGACAAAGUGGCGGAUUUGGAAUUCGCUAAGUCCGAAGCCGAGAGGAAAUUGGAUGCUGUUCGACAGGAAAAUGCGUUGUUGAAGGCUGAGAAAUCUCGUCGCCAAAAAGAGCAAUAUGAUCGCCUAAAGACGGGAGACGAAGAGGAUCAAGGAAGAAGCAGCAGAAGGUUGCUGCAAGAGAAAAAUAGGUUGGAAGCGGCGAAUUUGGCUCUGCAGAACAGCCUUGACAUCGCGGAGCGAAAGAUUCAAGUUCACGAAACGACGCUUAAGAACUUGUCGCGUGAGCGAGAUUCGGCCGUGUCUCAGUUGGGUGUCGCUUAUCUCAAUGCUCAGGACUACAAGAAGGAGAAUGAGGCAUUGCGGAGAGAGAACGCAGAGCUGAGGGCUCAGCUUGCGAAGUUGACUUCGUUAUCUCAGAAACUGGGAGGUUACGAAGGCGACACUCGUGAUUCAACGAAUCAGAAGCAUUGGGAGGCAGAUGCCAUGGCAGCUGAUAACAACGAUGACAGCCAAAUCCAUACCCAGCGCAGUGUCGAGUCGACCCGACGCGGUCGCGAACAGUCCAGAAACCAGGAUCGGGGCUCAAGGGCCGCACCGCCGGAGGCUAGGAUUUCCAGCCAAAUUGAGAAGGAGAUUUCCAAGAUCGAGAAAGAAAGGCAGGAUGAGGAAUUGUUCUCCCUCAACCUGUCUCAACCUACCCGCGCUUCCACACAUCUGAAAUCUUCUCAGUCUCCCGGUCAUGCCAAGACAGAAAGUGCUGAGAGCAAGAAACAGCCAAAUACCGGCAAGCAACGAGUUAAACGUGUGAUCGUUGAGGAAACCAACACGAGCGAGCCUCUUGACGUGAACUUAGAUAACUUGACGGAGGACGCUCGAAACCAAGCUUCCGCCGACCAGGACGUGACGUUUUUGAGCUUUAUUGAUGCUCGUGAGAUAGCUCAGCUCCGCAAGACCCUCGAAGAAGAGAGGGCAGCCCGGAAGCAGCGACAGUCUUUGUCGAAGGAAGUUGCCGCCAAUGCAUCUGUCGGACCCAGACGUCAAUCUGGACAGGUCUCUGAACAUUCACGGAAACCCUCACUGAAGGAGACCAAGGAAAAGGUGCCCCGACCUUCAUCAGCGAUCGGUGAGACUACGGCUACUGGUAAAAUCGACUUGGAUGGGCAGGAUGAUCAAGCGGCCUCUGAGCGCCGAAGACGCCAUUCCGACAAUUCUAUUCCCACCCACAGCCGGCGUCGAAGGCCCACGGCGGAGAUGACAUCUGCCUUUAUUCUUCCUGACAUUACGCUUCGUUAUGCAGACUCAGAAGCCCAUCCAACUGCAAAACUUUCUGAAUCCGCGCAGAAGGUGUUGAAUAGCGUUGCUCGACAUGAUGGGAAGAAUUGUACAGUGUGCAAACGUCUACUCCCUAACGGGGCCUCUCACGACCACGAGCAUGGAGACAAUCGGAAGACUAUUACGAUUCCUAAGCCCGUUCCAGUCUCACAACGCAUGCCUGAGCCAUCCGCUUACAAUGAGGAACCCACCAUGCGCCCAUCACAGCCACCUGCACUCGCCCUUGCAACGGUGCUCAAGAGCUUGGAAGAUGAACUGGCACAUCUCAAGAUGCAGCUUGCAACUUAUCAGAGUGCCUACACUAAGCAUGACGCAUCGCUCAGCAAACGGCAGAGGAAGUCUCUGUCCAAAAGAAUCGAGAAAUUGUUGAAGGAAGUCGACACAAAAGCAGAUCAGAUCUAUGCGCUGUACGACGUCCUUGAGGGACAGAAGCAAGAUGGCCACGAGAUGACCGAACAUGAAGUGGAAGUGACUCUCCAGUCGAUUGGAAUUGAUAUCAAUGCAGGAAGAACGGCUGAUUUGACUGGCGCAACGGAUGAGUCAACUCGCAAGAAAUCUGAGGCCCCUGAUGACACUGAAGAUGUUGACGAUGAAUUGCCCUGGGAGGGGUUUGAGAGCACCGUUGAGGUAACUGGCCGAAGUGUUGAAAGCGGACGGAAUGACUAG
Rasamsonia emersonii CBS 393.64 is the source of this 3093-nucleotide messenger RNA. RefSeq lists its product as uncharacterized. The coding region runs from base 1 to 3093 and encodes 1030 amino acids. Gene Ontology annotation, molecular function: microtubule binding. The transcript is spliced from 3 exons. The record is from RefSeq and is a predicted model, not a curated record. Lineage: Eukaryota; Fungi; Ascomycota; Eurotiomycetes; Eurotiales; Trichocomaceae.